AUGCCACGUGUUCCGCCGAGCCGGGCGGCACACAUCUUCUGGCUCUUCGUACUUCACGUCCAAGCGCCCUGCCUGGGCUGGGUCCCGCCGCCCGGCAGCUCCCUUUUCCCUGACAAGAGGCAAGAGCAAUUUUUCAAGACAUUGCCAGAAUACCAUGUGGUUGAUCCAGCACGAGCAGAUGCAAGUGGACAUUUUCUCUCUUUCAAUUUACACCAUCACAUCUCAAACACGAGAAAGGAGGAAGAUCUCAGCAAAAAGGAAAAUGUGAUCUAUUACAAAAUUAACCAUGAAGAGAAGGAUCUAUUUUUUAACUUGACUGUCCACACAGGAUUUCUUUCCCAUAAUUAUGUGGUAGAAAGGAGACGUGGUAACCACACAAGUGCAAAGAUUGCAGCUCCCUCAGGAAUUCGUUGCCACUUCAUUGGCACAGUGUUGCAGCCAGGUUCAGGAAGUGGGACAGCAGCUAUCAGCACUUGCAAUGGCCUGACUGGGUAUUUCCAUCUGCCCCAUGGAGACUACUUCAUUGAGCCCAUUAAAAAGCAUCCACUGAAGAAGGGCACACCGCAUCCCCAUGUUAUCUAUAGGGCCAACAUCCUUCGGAAUGCUGUAAGGAGAAGACGGGCAGUCCCGGCAGAAAAAGAACAAGCAUGUGGAUUGAAUGAUACCCUCAACUUUUUCAAGCAGCAGCAGCACUGGAGAGAAGCAUGGGAACAGAAUCAUAUGGCUGUCAGAAAGGUUUCUCGGCGCUCUGUCAGCAAGGAACGAUGGGUGGAGACACUUGUGGUUGCAGACAGUAAGAUGGUAGAAUAUCAUGGAAGUGACCAUGUGGAAUCAUAUAUUCUCACUAUAAUGAGUAUGGUCACAGGGUUGUUCCACGAUCCAAGCAUCGGCAAUGCAAUUCACAUCGUUCUGGUCCGACUCAUCCUCUUUGAGGAGGAGGAGCAAGGCUUGAAGAUAGUUCACCAUGCUGAUAAGACACUAGCCAGCUUCUGCAAAUGGCAGAAGAGUGUCAAUCCCAAGAGUGACGUCAACCCUACACACCACGAUGUGGCUGUCCUUCUAACCAGAAAGGACAUCUGUGCUGGCAUGAAUCGUCCAUGCGAAACCUUAGGUUUGUCUCAUCUGUCAGGCAUGUGUCAGCCUCACAGAAGCUGUAACAUCAAUGAAGAUUCUGGCCUCCCGCUGGCUUUCACUAUUGCUCAUGAACUUGGACACAGUUUUGGUAUCCAGCACGAUGGAAAAGAGAACGACUGUGAGCCUGUUGGAAAGCGCCCAUAUAUUAUGUCUCGACAGCUGCAGUAUGAUCCCACUCCACUCACCUGGUCUCAGUGCAGCAAGGAAUACAUCACACGUUUUCUGGACCGUGGGUGGGGAUUCUGUCUGGAUGAUAUCCCUCAAAAAGAAGUUUCAAAGUCUCCCAUCAUUGCUCCUGGAGUGAUUUAUGAUGUGCAUCACCAGUGCCAGCUUCAGUAUGGUUCCAAUGCUACUUUCUGUGAAGAUGUUGAUAACCUUUGUCAAACACUCUGGUGCUCGGUGAAAGGCUCCUGCCGCUCCAAACUGGAUGCAGCUGCGGAUGGAACUCGGUGCGGGGAAAACAAGUGGUGCUUCUCUGGUGAAUGCAUUACAGUAGGUAAGACUCCGGAAGCAGUCCAUGGUGGAUGGGGCAUUUGGUCCUCCUGGUCUCAUUGCACAAGGACAUGUGGGGCAGGAAUUCAGAGCGCAGAGAGACCCUGCAAUAACCCUGAGCCACAGUUUGGAGGAGACUACUGCACUGGAGAAAGGAAACGCUAUCGCAUGUGUAACAUUAGCCCCUGUCACAAAGGCUUGCCAACCUUUCGUCAGAUGCAGUGCAGUGAAUUUGAUACAGUUCCCUACCAGAAUGAAUUCUACCACUGGGUUCCUGUUUAUAACACAGCAAACCCCUGUGAGCUCCACUGUCGCCCAAUAGAUGGCCAUUUUUCUGAGAAGAUGCUUGAUGCAGUCACCGAUGGCACUCCGUGCUUUGAAGGGAGACACAGCCGAGAUACCUGUAUUAAUGGCAUGUGUAAGACUGUUGGCUGUGAUUAUGAGAUAAAUUCCAAUGCGACUGAAGACCAGUGUGGUGUUUGCCUGGGAGAUGGCUCUGCUUGUCAUACAGUGAAGAUGAUGUUUAACCAAACCGAAGGAUUUGGAUAUGUUGAUAUUGGGCUAAUUCCAAAAGGUGCAAGGGGAAUCAAAGUCAUGGAAGUUGCAGAAGCAGGAAAUUUCCUUGCUGUGCGAAGCAAAGACCCAGAAAAAUAUUACCUGAAUGGAGGUUUUAUCAUCCAGUGGAACGGCGAAUACAAAGUGGCAGGCACCAUAUUUCAGUAUGACAGAACAGGGGAUCUAGAAAAUCUGACGGCACCAGGACCCACCAAUGAGUCAAUAUGGAUUCAGCUACUGUUUCAAGAAACUAAUCCUGGAAUCAAGUAUGAAUACACUGUACAUAAAGAGGAAAGCCAUGAGAAUGGAAUUGAUGAGCCAGAUUAUUUUUGGCAGUACGGAAACUGGACAGCCUGCAGUGUUACCUGCGGAAGAGGGGUGCGGCGCCAGAUUGCCCACUGCAUGCGAAAGGGGAGCGGAGUGAUCAAAAACUCCUUCUGCGACCCAGCCACACAGCCAAACGGGCGGCAGAAGAAAUGCUACGAGAAGGACUGCCCACCCAGGUGGUGGGCAGGAGAGUGGCAGAAAUGUUCAACUACAUGUGGCCCAACAGGCCAGAAGAAGCGAACUGUACUUUGCAUCCAGACAGUGGGAUCUGAUGAGCAGGCACUGGCUGCAACAGAGUGCCAGCACCUGCUUAAACCAAAGACCCAUCUGUCAUGCAACAGAGACAUCUUGUGCCCAUCUAACUGGACAGUGAGCAACUGGACUGAGUGCACAGUUACUUGUGGUGGUGGAGUAAGGACUCGUAAUGUCACUUGUGCCAAAAAUAACCGUGAACCAUGUGAUACUUCCAAGAGACCAAAUUCCAAGGCCCUGUGUGGUCUCCAGCAAUGUCCUUCUGCUGGAAGACUUCUGAUACCUCCACUGGCACCUAGAAGAGGGAAGAUCAUAAUCAGAAAAACAACUACUCAUCCUGAAAGGAGUCCUCCUCGCAGAAUACCCAUACCAAGCCCGAGGUCCCAUACAACAGAAAUACCCAAACCUGAAAGUGUAACUCCUACUUUGCCUACAUCCUCUGGCUUUGGUAAUGCCUCAGAAAAAGAAGGAACAGUCAACAGAAUAUUACACAAUAAUUUUGUUGCAUCAAGUGAUGUUUACAAUUAUCCACUUGUUUCUACUGAAAACAGUUCACACCAAAAUACUACUUCAUGGCUUUUUCAUGAUAGAUUAAGUACUGAAAUUACCAGACACGUUGAAAAUGUUUCUGCAAGUGAGCCAGUUUCUACUGUAGAGAGUGAGGUACAGAGAAAUGAGGACACUCCUGUCUCUUCUUUUACCAGUAGUCCAGAAAUAACUCCCAGCUAUGACUACUUAACCGAAGAAUCUGACGACAUUGAUAGGUCACUUGGAGGCAACGAGAAACCAACCAAUCUCCUUAGCAGCACAGAACCCAAUCCUGAAAUCAGAAGCAGGAGCACAACCCUAGAUACUACCCUUCCUGUCAUGCAAAAUAAGAGCAUGACUUCUCAGCCUUCCCCAGCAUCUUAUCACCAGGACCCCUCUACACCCCUCCCUAUUAGCAGAGCAGCACAGGAUGUAGUGUUUCCAACGACAGCCAGCUAUACCAGCCUGCAGGUUGGUGUGCCUGAUGUAGAAGUAACUACCCCACAAGCAUCAGUCACAGUAGUGCCCACAGCAUUCGGUCAUGUACCAAGAGCCCACACUGAAAACAGAAGAGUGACAAAACUACCCAACACUGUAACCACCAGCACACAAUUGUUAGGUCUCAAGCACACUCUCAGGAACCAAAGUGCUUUGAUGAAUGUGACAGAGAACCAUCACCUAAUCACAUCCAACAAUUCGCCUGGUGGUGCCUACUGGAUAAUAGGCAACUGGAGUGAGUGCUCUACCACUUGUGGAAUGGGGGCUUUCUGGAGACGUGUGGAGUGCAGCAGCAGGAACACAUCCCACUGUCAGCACACAAAGAAGCCUGAUCCUGCAAGAAAAUGUUAUCUCCGCCCAUGUGCUAGCUGGAAAACAGGAAAUUGGAGCAAGUGCUCUGCUAACUGCAGCGGUGGUUUCAAGACACGAGAGGUUCACUGUGUUGAUGUUCAUGAAAAGCGACUUCUGAGGCCUUUUCAUUGCCACUUACUCGGAUAUAAACCACAGCUCAGCACUGGCUGUAACUUGGAGCCUUGCUUGGAGUGGCAAGUGGAGCCCUGGAGUAAGUGUUCGCGAUCCUGUGGUGGUGGCCAAAAAAAGCGACGUAUCUACUGUCCAGAAGAAGGCUACUGUGACUGGACAAACAGACCCAAUGCCAUUGCACUGUGUAACAGGCAACCUUGUGUGCAUUGGAUUAACCAGGCAUGGGGAUCGUGUUCUGUUUCUUGUGGAGGGGGCAUUCAGCAAACAACUGUGAAGUGCAUAAACACAGAAACCAAUGAAACCGAAGAGGACAGUAUGUGUGUGGAUAAACCCAAGCCCACGGACUAUCGCAAGUGCAAUCUGCAAGAAUGCAGGAAAAACACAGGGCUGCCCUGCAGCAAAGACCAACUGUCAGUUCACUUCUGCCAGAGGCUGAAAGGCAUUGGCAAGUGCCUGCUGCCGUCAAUACAAACUCAGUGCUGCUUCACGUGUAGUCAUCCACAAAUCCGUAACAAAGCAAGAUACUGGGGUCAACGGGGUCUCAAACAACAAAAUUACACCAAAUCUAGAAGAAAAUCACCUCAGAACCAAGAAAACAACAACCAAGCUGUUCAUCACUAG
Molecule: messenger RNA, 4890 nt
Organism: Pogoniulus pusillus (Red-fronted tinkerbird)
Lineage: Eukaryota; Metazoa; Chordata; Aves; Piciformes; Lybiidae
Gene: ADAMTS12
Product: ADAM metallopeptidase with thrombospondin type 1 motif 12
Exons: 24
Coding region: 1-4890 (1629 amino acids)
Biological process (GO): extracellular matrix organization; proteolysis
Cellular component (GO): extracellular matrix
Molecular function (GO): metalloendopeptidase activity
Source: RefSeq, a predicted model, not a curated record